AUGUCAGUGACAAUCAGUAGCUGUUGUGGAGUGCUUGAAGAAGUAUGUCAGCUUUUGGAGAAAAGUUUUGGCCCAAAUGCCCUCCAAGUGAUGAUCUGCACACAAACAGGUCAGCUGCUGGUUACAAGUGAUGGAAUGACAAUAUUAAGAUCUAUACAUCCCUCUCACCCAAUCUUACGCUUCAUCCUGGCAUCUGUGACAUCACACCAUGGCUUCACGGGCGAAGGCUCCAAGACAUUUAUUCUUACACUUCGUGAUAUGCUCCAGAGAAUAGAGAAAUCUGAACUCACCGUAGAUACAUCAGAUAUUCACUGUAAUGAAACUAGGAUCAAACUCGCAGUUGCAUUACAUCAUAUUCAAUAUGAUAUUAUUCCAAAUCGCAUAAUACCGAAAAUCUUAUUCCAUGCCACAAAGUUAGAAAUUGAGACAAAUAAAAAAGAUGUUAUCAUUGCGGAAGCUAAGUGCUUAGUACAUACUGGCAUCAGUUCCAAGGAAUCUAGAGUGAAAGCAUCAGAACUGACUGAUCUGACAGCAGAUUGGAUUUUUAACAGCUCUCCCAGUGUUGAAAACUUGAAGGAAACUUUGGAAAAACUUUCAGAUCAUUUCAGUUAUUUCUGUAUAGAUGAACCAGGUGGACAUGUGUUGGACUCAAUAAUCAUUCCAGGUAUCCUUAUUGAUAGGAAUUUUGUUACAACAUUGCCAAUGAAAAUCAAGAAUAUUUCAUAUGUGAUAUUGGAUUGUGAUUUCAACAUUGGGAAUUCAACUGAUACUACUAGUGCCAUCUUUCAAAUCAACAGUGAGUUAAAUCUCACAAUGGCUUACUCAUGGAAGAAGCGAUUGAUGGAAAAAGUUUUGUUCAAGUUGCAGCAGAAAAAUAUUGAUGUUCUACUGUACACAGGGAAAGUGUGUGAUACUAUGAAACAGCUGUGUAAUGAUCGUGGAAUAGCUGUGGUUCAGUAUCUUCAAAAGGAAGAUUUAGACUUUAUUACUACUGCCACUGGCAUUUCUGCCAUAAACGACUUUAGAGACAUACUUGAUGAGACAAUAGACAAAACUAAUGAGUCACAUCAAGCCAAAGAAAACUCUUUGAAUGAACAUACAGCACGUGAACAUAUUAAAUUCAUUGGUAUUGCCCAAACUAUUAAGAUGUUGACAAUCGGUGGUAAACAGUAUGUAAACUUAGUGCCAUUCUUUCAACAUUCCAGCAGAUUCCAGCCACACACCCUAGUGUUAUAUGGACCUACCAAGGGACUUUCCAAACAGUAUUCUACAAUUGCGGCUGGGGGAGUAAAAACUAUACAGAUGUGGUUACAAAAUAUUGAUCACUCUGAAACAGAUCUUGGUAAUAAUCAAAAAAACUUUAGUCAGUAUUCGAGAAAUCCUGGUGAAUGUCAAGAUUUGUUCGAUAAACACUUACCAACUCCUGAGUGCCAGACAACAAUAAAUAACCCUAACCCAAAGCAUGAUCUCAAAAACACUGUCAGUCGGGAAACUGUGUUUUCAUCUGCAAAUACAGACUGUAGUUCAACCCAGAAUGAGGCUGUAUACUUCUCGGAAAAUUCUCAACCACAGUUUGAGGAAUUGCUCAAAGUGUAUAGUCUCCCAGGAGGUGGAGCAUUUGAGUUUCUGGUUCAUUAUCAUCUCAUGGAUUAUAUUGCUCAUAUAAGUUCAAAUGAUGGAGACUGUUAUCUUAAAACCGCUUGUCAGAUUAUUGCUGAAGGAUUGCUCUGUACACCGAGGCUAUUGCAUAGGAAUAGCUACUCAGUUAAAGAUACAAGGAAUAAUUUUAUCAAGUUGCAGCAUUUAGUGAUGGGGUCCAUGAGGAGCAAUGAUCUAAUAUACUUGGAUGGAAAAACUGGUGAAAUUAAACAAGUGUCUGAAAACAACACACAAGUCAAGGAAUCUCUUUAUAGUAAAAUACAUUUAUUGAAUAAUAUUUUAACAAGUGUACAGCAGUUAUUGAAGAUAGACAGAGUUGUCAGUGUGAAAUCUAUAGGUUCAAAAUCUGGCUUUAUCAAUCAGCAAUCUGAUUCUGAAUCUGAUGCUAGCUCUACUUGAUUCAGCAACAGAGUGUUUUACUAAAUUGUCACAGAAUCAGAGACUAGCUUUUGUUGUCCUAGAACGAAAUGCAAGUACAGUAUAAUGUGCUCAAUUUAGAGAAUAACCCUACCCUACUCAAUUCAUGAGUGGGACACAGCUCUUUAUGAAAACGAAUUUUUAUCCGUUGAUUGUCAAUGGGAACUUUUUGCAUGUUACAAAAACAUACAGUGGAAAAGUCUUGAACCUGAAAUAAAUAUUUAUACUUCAGCCCUUGAAUCUUUUGAAAAUAAUCGGAGCAAAAAGACACAAGCGUAUGAACUCAUAUUUCAUCCUAGUAUAUGUCAUAUAAAAGAUAUAGAUUGUCAUUUAAAAGAAGGAGACUGUAAUUAUGAAGUCAGCUUUGAACUAUGGCUUUCUUCCAUCUUAUGAACUUGUAAAGUUGUAAAAUAUUCAUUACUUUUCCACUGUAUUUUUAUGCAUUGUACUAUUUAUGUGAAAUUACUUGAAUUUUAUGUCUUUUCUCAUCCAAA
Messenger RNA from Owenia fusiformis, 2570 nucleotides. The record is from the annotation of a GenBank genome assembly. Lineage: Eukaryota; Metazoa; Annelida; Polychaeta; Sabellida; Oweniidae.